Salvia splendens (bonfire salvia) is the source of this 2145-nucleotide messenger RNA. RefSeq names its product probable lysophospholipase BODYGUARD 1. Lineage: Eukaryota; Viridiplantae; Streptophyta; Magnoliopsida; Lamiales; Lamiaceae. The transcript has 4 exons. The coding region runs from base 458 to 1861 and encodes 467 amino acids. The record is from RefSeq and is a predicted model, not a curated record.
UUGCUCCUUGCCAGACAGCGGAUUGAUUUUAAUGUAACAAUGAAUUCACUCAUCUGUUACCUGUGUACGCGUUUCAUAAUUUCUCAUUAUUUCCCCCUCUUUUCUCCCUCCUCUUUCCCUCUCUCUCAAAUACACAACCAUUUCUCUGAAAACAAGACCUCUCUCUACCACAACUACCAUACUAUACAAGGCUUCUUUUUCUCCCUUAGAAGCCUUGCAAACUCAGUGAAAGCUUCAUCCUCUCCAUUUCCCAGAUUUCCUCUUUCCCAUUUAUGGAACUGUGAGGCUCUCAAAAUAUCAUAGUGCUUAAAUACAUGGGGCCCUUCUCAAGAACCCCCCAGCCUUCCAUACAUUUCUCAAUCUAGCCACCUACUCUUUUCACUUUACCACUCUUAAUCUCUCCCCUUCUCUUAUACUCCUAUUUUACAGUGUUUGAGAGAGAGAGAGAUAAAAAAGAAUGGCAGUUAAGGAUCACAUUGUCUCAAUUUCAAGAAUGGGAGGCAGAUUACUAAACGAUGUCGUUAGUGUACUUGUGUUCAUCGUUCUCGACGUGGUGGACUUCUUCUUAUGUUACGCAUUCAAAAUUGCGGAUUUUCUGAUUGAGGCAGAGUGGAAGCCUUGCUAUUGCUCUUCGGUGAAGGAGGCCAUCACCAGCAGCGGCAAGAUCUUGGUGUCCGAGGAAGGCGAGUCGAAGAAGGUCGUGAGGGUGAGCUGCAGCAGAUUGCAGCUCGAGGAAAUCUCCGACACUCUCUACACACGCCCUUACUUCGUCUCCCAGGUCUGCAAAUCCAAAAUCCGACCCUCCUCCUCCGCCGCCGCCGCUAACCCCCGCCGCCCUACUUUCACGGUGAAUCCGACCAUCGUUGAAAUGCUGCAAGGGAGGAUCGGGAAGCACCGGAUCCUCCUUGCACCGAGGUGGUCCGAUUGCGACUGCGAAAGCUGCACCGCGUGGACCUCUUCCUCUAAAGAAACCCUCUAUGUCAAAGCAGACGGAGCUAAAGAUGAUGUGUACGAGGAUGUGUUGUUCAUCCAUGGCUUCAUCUCAUCUUCUGCGUUUUGGAGUGAGACAUUGUAUCCCAAUUUCUCAAAAUCUGCAAAAACAAAGUAUAGAUUUCUGGCAGUGGAUCUGCUAGGGUUUGGGAGAAGCCCUAAACCGAACGACUCUCUCUACACAUUGAGGGAGCAUUUGGAGAUGAUUGAGAGAUCUGUUCUUGAGCCGUACAAGGUCAAGUCAUUCCACAUUGUGGCACAUUCUCUAGGUUGCAUUCUCGCUCUCGCCCUUGCGGUCAAGCACCCGUCUCUGCUCAAGUCGUUGACAUUGCUCGCGCCGCCGUAUUUCCCUGCGCCAAAGGGGGAGGCGCCGGCACAAUACACGAUGAGGAGGAUUGCACCGAGGAAAGUGUGGCCGGUGAUCGCGUUUGGGGCGUCGAUAGGGUGUUGGUACGAGCAUAUUAGCCGCACGGCGUGCCUUGUCCUUAGCAAGAACCAUCGUUUAUUGGAGUUUCUCACCAAACUUCUCACUAGAAACAGGAUGAGGACAUACUUGAUAGAAGGUUUUUUCACACACACACACAACGCAGCAUGGCAUACACUACACAACAUCAUAUGUGGCAGUGCUGGGAAAUUAGAGGGAUACUUGGAAGAGGUGAAGAAUCGAGUCAAGUGCAAUAUCACCAUUUUCCAUGGCAAAGAUGAUGAGUUGAUCCCAAUUGAGUGCAGCUACGACAUGCAAUCGAGGAUCCCUCAAGCGCAACUUAAAGUCGUCGAAAACAAAGAUCAUCUUACCAUAGUUGUCGGAAGGCAGAAGGCGUUUGCUCGAGAGCUUGAGGAGAUUUGGAAGAAUGCAAGUGGCCUCAGUUAGGCCACUUCAAAUUUUAUCAUUCAAAAGAAGAUGAAGGAAAAAAUUAAAACACGUCUUUGCACCAUGUGAAUUCAGUAGCUCGAAACGACCAAGGGAAAGAAACAUGUGUAUUUUUAGAUUGAGAAUUAGGGUCAUUGUUAAGUUUUCUGAUCCAAUUUGUUUCUUCUGUAUGGUGAUGUUUUAUUAGCUUUGCAUCACCGAUUAGUAUUUGAGGAUUUAUUGUGUGGACGACCAAAAUCCACAGAAAGAGUUCCACUACUAUUCUAAGCUAUUUAUUUGAUUUC